ACUUGAUUAUCGUAAUUCGUAAUGUUAAAGUUUAUAAUUAAAAUAACAAAUGCCGUUAUUUAACUCGUUGUGUUACAACCAAUAAAAUAAAAUGCAGAAACGAUUUGUGAUGCUUGCAGUAAUAACGAUAUUAAGUUUAGUAGUUUGGAUUUAUUGGAGUUCAAACUUGGAACUUCAUGAAACCAUAAGAAUCAUUAAAACGAGUCAAAACAAAUUUAUAAAGGAUCUUAAAAUAUCACCUUCAAAUACACUAUGUGGAAAAAAUCCAUUUAUAAUUAUAAUAAUGACAUCAUAUGUUGGCCAUGUUGAACUGAGGAGUGCUCACCGUAGGGCAAUGCCACCAGAGUACUUAGCAGCCAUGAAUGCAACCAGAAUAUUUAUGUUGACAAAAAUCCCGCCACAUGAAAAAUACAUUACUCAAGAAGCUAUAGAAGAUGAAAGCAACACUUUUGGGGACAUCCUUCAAGGCUCAUUUCUAGAAAACUACCGCAAUUUAACAUUCAAGCACCUGAUGGGUCUGCAAUGGGCCUCUAAGAAAUGCAAUGAUGCGUCCUACAUACUCAAAGUAGAUGACGACACUGUAUUUAAUUUAGAAAAAACAUAUAAAUAUUUGAGCAAUAAAAAGAUUGAUGAAGAUUUCCUUAUCGGGUACAUGUUGAACAAUACAAAGCCAAAAAGAAGCAAACAAAAUAAAUGGUAUGUGACAUGGGAAGAAUAUCCAAGGAAUGAAUACCCAUCGUACAUGUCUGGCUGGUAUUACAUAACUACACCAAACACAGCUGCGAGACUAACAAAUGAGGCAAUGUACCAUCCUUACUUCUGGAUUGAUGACAUACUGAUCACCGGUCUUUUGACUGAAGCUCUCAAAAUAAAACUGAUUCAGCUCCCUAAAGGAUUUUGGCUUGAAUACUAUGAACUACUUGAAUGUUGUCUAAGGGAUAUGAUAAAUAAAAAUAUUAUGUGUGAUGCAGUAGUAGGGCCGAAUGGUGGUAGAAAUAAUUUAAUUCUAGAGUUUAAUGAUGGACUAAGUUUGUGUCAUAAAUCAAAAAGUUGUACAAAGAGAACUGAGGAGCAAUCUCUUGACAAAGUAUGUGUGGCUUUUAGAGAGAGAAGUAUAUUUAGUGAUGGUAAGCCUGAAGUAAAAUUUAUUAAAUUGAGAUGAUCUUAAUCUUAACUGACCAUUUGGUUCUUUUGUUUUUGCAAUAUGAAUUAAAUAUUUUACUCAACCAGACAUAGUAGGAUUUUCGUUGUUCUUGCCUGUGCAUACAUGGAUUAAGAGAAGCCAAUGUCACAUAAGUCACAUUCCUUUUUAUCUAAGGGUUUGCUUUGUUCAUGCUUGUUAUACCGGGUGUCCGGUAAUUUUGUUGUUUUAGGUAGUAUUAAAAUUUUAAAAAUUGUGAAAAUCUCGAAAACCAGGCGACUUUUACUAAACCUUAAAGUCGAUUUUCUGGACCAGUUGAAGGU
This is a messenger RNA of Leguminivora glycinivorella, 1464 nucleotides long. Its product is annotated as beta-1,3-galactosyltransferase 5-like. Gene Ontology annotation, molecular function: hexosyltransferase activity. Bases 92 to 1162 code for a protein of 356 amino acids. NCBI's taxonomy places the organism in Eukaryota, Metazoa, Arthropoda, Insecta, Lepidoptera, Tortricidae. The record is from RefSeq and is a predicted model, not a curated record. Gene Ontology annotation, cellular component: membrane. The transcript is spliced from 3 exons.